This is a messenger RNA of Xiphias gladius (swordfish), 3194 nucleotides long. RefSeq names its product protein interacting with prkca 1 (gene pick1). Gene Ontology annotation, cellular component: trans-Golgi network membrane; synaptic vesicle; postsynaptic density. The transcript is spliced from 13 exons. Gene Ontology annotation, molecular function: phospholipid binding; protein kinase C binding; protein domain specific binding. NCBI's taxonomy places the organism in Eukaryota, Metazoa, Chordata, Actinopteri, Istiophoriformes, Xiphiidae. Bases 198 to 1436 code for a protein of 412 amino acids. The record is from RefSeq and is a predicted model, not a curated record. Gene Ontology annotation, biological process: positive regulation of receptor internalization; intracellular protein transport; regulation of Arp2/3 complex-mediated actin nucleation.
ACCUGCCAGUAGCCUACAGUAGCUAGCAGCUACCUAGCCAGCGUUAGCAAGCAAGUCUCUUGCUGUUGGCUUCCGUCGCUUCAAUUAAAUAAUACAGUAUUUGUUUUCACCGCAGUGGUGGGAGUGCUAAACUUAUUUGUAUCAAUUUCACUGGCUAACUACAGGUUUUACAGGGACAGGAGUGACACUGUCCUGCAAUGUUCACAGACAUGGACUAUGAUUUGGAAGAGGACAAGCUGGGGAUACCAACGGUACCUGGUACUGUGUGUCUGAAGAAAGAUGCUAAUAACCUCAUUGGCAUCAGCAUUGGUGGUGGGGCACAGUACUGUCCUUGCCUCUAUAUUGUCCAGGUCUUUGAUAACACCCCAGCAGCGCUGGAUGGGACGCUGGCAGCAGGCGAUGAAAUCACAGGCGUGAACGGGAAACCAGUGAAGGGAAAGACUAAAGUGGAGGUGGCCAAGAUGAUUCAAGCUGUCCAGGGAGAUGCAACGAUUCACUACAACAAACUGCAGGCAGACCCAAAACAGGGGAAGUCUCUGGAUAUAGUGCUGAAAAAGGUCAAACAUCGGCUUGUAGAGAAUAUGAGCUCAGGCACAGCAGACGCUCUUGGACUCAGUAGAGCUAUUCUCUGCAAUGAUGGACUGGUCAAAAGACUGGAAGAGCUGGAGAAAACAGCAGAGCUCUACAAAGGGCUGAUGGAGCACACAAAGAGACUACUCAGAGCUUUUUUUGAGCUUUCUCAGACUCACAGAGCGUUUGGUGAUGUUUUCUCUGUCAUCGGGGUUCGAGAGCCCCAGGCUGCAGCCAGUGAGGCGUUCGUGAAGUUUGCUGAUGCUCACCGCAACAUUGAAAAAUAUGGUAUUCAGCUACUAAAGACCAUCAAACCUAUGCUCCAUGACCUGAACACAUACCUUCACAAGGCUAUACCAGACACAAAGCUCACCAUCCGCAAGUACCUGGAUGUGAAGUUUGAGUAUCUGUCAUACUGCUUGAAGGUGAAGGAAAUGGAUGAUGAAGAAUACAGCAGUAUUGCCAUGGGAGAGCCCCUGUAUCGUGUCAGCACUGGUAACUAUGAAUACCGUCUUGUGCUGCGGUGUCGACAGGAGGCUCGGGCCCGCUUCGCCAAAAUGAGGAAGGAUGUUCUGGAGAAGAUAGAGCUGCUGGAUCAGAAACAUGUCCAGGACAUUGUGUUCCAGCUGCAGCGCUUCGUCUCAGGCAUGUCACAUUACUAUGACGAGUGCUAUGCUGUUCUGAAGGAGGCGGAUGUCUUUCCCAUCGAAGUGGACCUCUCCCGCACCAUGAUCAACUACAGCAGCCAGUUGUUCUCCUACACCGAAGAUGAGGAGGAUGAGGACAGAAGAGGCAGAGAGGAAGGAGGAGGCAGCGCAGGCAAACAAGCAGAGAACGGCGCUGAGAAACUAAUCGAUGAUGAUUGAGUGUGAGUGUGAGUGUGUGUGUGUGUGUGUGUGUGUGUGUGUGUGUGUGUGGGGCGUUCUUGUGGGGAUGAAGUCCACUGCUCUAACAUUAACUGUACACUUGCAUUUAAUUUCAACUCACUCACCAAUCAGUGAUUGUUGGAGUGCAACAUGGAAGUUGUAAUUGUUAACAGUGUUUCGGAAAGGUGAAUACUAGUGAAAAUUGUCUGCUAUAAUGCUGCAUGCUGGUCUGCUGGUGUUUUCUUCCUGGGAUACUGUAAAAUAAACAGCUUUGUAGUUAUUUUACCGUAUCACUUUACCAUAGCAAAUUUCGACUGCCAACUUUUCUUAAAAAACAAGUUAUUGCUUUUCAAUAUGACUGUCCUCCACACAUAAUGUCAUAACUGAAUGAGUGUGCGAGAGACACAAAAAACAGAAGGCAACUUUAUUUUAUUCUGAAUGCAGUGAAGGGGUUUUCAUGCUGCAGAGUAGGAACUAUAUGCAUAUGAUUUGUGCCUUCUUAGCACUUAGUUUAAUGAAGUCUAAUGGGUCUGGGCUUUGUUUUAAUGUGCAUUUUGUAGACUGUAAAAGUUAUGUCUUGACAAACAACUGGCAAAUGAAACUGGGGGAUAGAUACACAAAAUGCGAAGGGGUUGUUGAAGAUUGCGACUGAUGCAGACAUAAUUGUUGCCACAUGAAGUGUUUGUUGCAUGCAGCUGUUGUUUAAAAAGGGAGAGCUGUGACAAGCCUGAACACCAAAGCCUUUUCCAUUCAAUCUGUUUCAUCUACUCAUACCACUUGCUUCAAGCUAAAAUGUGUUAAUUUCUUAACACUUACCUACAUUGCUCAAUUUCCAUCAACAACAUUUCUUUUUUUGUUCCAGCUGUGCCCUAACUCAGGUAGUGUUUCUGUUUAAGGAGGAGAAACCCAAUGGACACAGAGCCUCACAAAGCUUUACCAUGCUGUGGAAAUGGAUUGAGGAAGGCAAACACUCCACGUAAAUAACUAUGUACAAGCAGAGAGGGUGUAAAAACUCUGCUGUGUAAUUUUUCUUGACAUUCCAACUUUAUUUUAUUUAUUCAUAAUAUAUUUGAAAGUUUUAAUGAGCAAUAUUGAUUCUAUAUUAUAGUGAAUAUAAUUAUUCAGUUAUUCAAUUCAUCAUUAUUCUGUGUUAAUCAUUUUGUCUUCUUGGGAUUAAGAUGAUUUUGUUCAUUUUCAUGAUCUACUGUAGGGAGCAUUUUGGGUUUUUUUUUUUUUGAUGCUAUCACAUGGGGGCAUUAUCCGAUCAUACUUUUCUGUAGUCAGCAAUGAGUGCGCUAAAGUUCCUGUGUUGAAUUUAAAAAAAAACAAAAAAAAAACAUUUUGUUUGUGUAUUGUUUUGUUUUUCUGAAUAACUGGAAUGUAAUGCGUCAAAGGGACCUACUAUGUGUAGUUAUUUUCUGUUGCAGAGGUUGGCUCAUAAACUACUAGAGCAUUUUGGCUGACAUUAGUUAAUUUAAUUCAACAGUUGUUUUUUACCACAAAUAAAUAAUAACUUAAAUGUUUGGCUUAUUUUUAGAGGGAUGAAGUGUUGUCUGUUUUCCAACGUAAGCCUGUGUGAAGAUUUUAUUUUGAGUUUCUUUUAACUGGCAAGGUUCUACAGUAUUUUAGUAUUUUUAUGAAUGCAGUGUCCAUGAAAUAUGUAAAAUAAUUCGUUAAAUAAAGUAAGAGAAAUGUAACAAAUUGUGCAAACGAAAUGAAUACUAAUGCAAUUAUGUUUUGUGUGCGAUGUGUAUCUCG